Molecule: messenger RNA, 349 nt
Organism: Trematosphaeria pertusa
Lineage: Eukaryota; Fungi; Ascomycota; Dothideomycetes; Pleosporales; Trematosphaeriaceae
Exons: 1
Coding region: 89-247 (52 amino acids)
Source: RefSeq, a predicted model, not a curated record
GCCGCUGCGUGGCCGCUUCUAGCUUCUCGUUCAGAGCGGCUGCUCGUUCCAGCAUGUCUAACUUGACGUCUAGAUCUGGAUUUGCGGUAUGGGUACCGUGUGGCUGUGGUGUGCUUGGUUGACGAUCUGCUCGCCGUUAGUAUCACCCGUGUGCUUUCGUUCCAAUCGCUAUGAGUUCGGGAGUAGGAAGGAAUGCUGCAUGCUCACCCUCCAGAAGCUCGUGUCGAACCUCCACCGCCCUUCGUGAGCUUGACUCACAUCCCCAAACAAAGCCAGGCCCGAGGCCGAUAGGCGACACUUCGCGCGGAAAUGCGUCUUGGUGCCGAAGCGUAUGCAUUGUGCGAUCGUG